Messenger RNA from Desarmillaria tabescens, 1171 nucleotides. RefSeq lists its product as uncharacterized. Lineage: Eukaryota; Fungi; Basidiomycota; Agaricomycetes; Agaricales; Physalacriaceae. Bases 66 to 1001 code for a protein of 311 amino acids. The transcript is spliced from 22 exons. The record is from RefSeq and is a predicted model, not a curated record.
CCAUACUUAAUAGCAAGCUCUUCUCCGUGAUAUCUGGUUGGCGAUGGCUGGUGAUCAUCCGCUUAAUGCUGGCCACCGCGCCACUGCGUUCGCCUAGUACAACUGAUCUGGAGCCCUUGAAACCAUCGGCUAAAAAGGAUCAUCCUGUGUGCUUAUUCGGAAUUUCGAAUCUGCAAAUGGUUAUCUAUUACAAGAGGUACCCCAACGAUUGGUGGAUAUAUCGAUAUUCUGUCGCAAUAAUUUGGAUUCUCGAUGCCCUUCACGUAGCUUUGAGCACGCACGCGAUAUAUCACUAUUUCGUUGACUUAUUUGGGGACUACGUCGAGCUGUUUCACAUUGUCUGGAGUUUCAAGCUUCAAUUAUUGAUAUGUAUGGUCAUGAUCAUUUGGGUCGAAGCUUUAUAUGCCGUUAGGCUCUGGAGACUUGGUAGUCACUUCAACAGAAUUAUUUCGUGGAUUGUGAUUUUGACCGUCGCAGUGGCUUUGGGUGCUGGAAUCUUCUCUGUUUAUGAUGCAUACUCCAUAUCGAAUUUCCUGUUGAUACCAAGUAUCAAGGGAUCAAUAUGUGCCCUUUUUGCUGUGGCGGCAACUUCUGAUUUCAUUAUUGCGUUCUCGAUGUGUUAUUAUCUACACAAAAGCAGAGAAGCUUCUGCAUUCUCCAGCACGUCUGACAUGCUUUACGGUUUAAUGCGACUCGUCAUUAUAUCAGGCUUAGCCACAAGUGCGUGCUCGCUUCUCACCCUCAUCACCUAUCUGGCCUGGCAAAACUCUCUCAUUUUCCUAGGCGUCGAUUUAAUCCUACCAAAAUUAUAUGUUAACUCCUUACUUGCUAUGUUAAACUCUCGGAGGGACCAUCAUGUGACAAACGGUGCAUCUUCUACACCCAAAGUCCUUAGGUUCGCAUACCAAGGCCCUACUUCUGAAGCGAAUACUAUUAUUCCACCAAUGCAAAAUAUUGCGUCUUUGGAUCGCGCAAAGACGGGCCUCGAAUUCCAAGUAUGAGCAGAGAAUUGUAACAAAAUGUUCCGCGUAGCGUGUUAGGUAUUUGUAACCUGGUAUUCCGCUUGCCAGCGGAAUGCCUGUAAAAAAACCAGUCUGUCGACCGUAGAAAGGAAUUUCAAGGGCGGAUUCAAUAUGUACUCUUAAUGAACAGCAAAUGAAACAAAACGGUA